This is a messenger RNA of Pollicipes pollicipes, 2080 nucleotides long. RefSeq names its product WSC domain-containing protein 1. Gene Ontology annotation, molecular function: sulfotransferase activity. The coding region runs from base 84 to 1280 and encodes 398 amino acids. The transcript has 2 exons. NCBI's taxonomy places the organism in Eukaryota, Metazoa, Arthropoda, Thecostraca, Pollicipedomorpha, Pollicipedidae. The record is from RefSeq and is a predicted model, not a curated record.
CCGGCGGCUGCCGGGGAGCUGCGCAGCGCGGCUGACUCGGACGCGGACGAGCACGCCCGGCUCCCGCCGCCCGCCGCCAACAGAUGAACUGGUCGGUCGGCGGAAUGGCUCACUGGCAGCGGUGGGACACGUUCCGCCGCGCCCGCCGCUGGCAGCUGGCGAACCACGGCUGCGGCGUCCUCGUCGUCUGCGUUACCACCGCACUCUUUCUGCUCGGCUUGGUCGCCAGCUUAUCAGAUAAAGGCAGCGUCCUGUUUCUGACCUCCGGUCGGCCAGCGUCCCGGCUGCAGUCAGCCGCCGUAGAAGACAACGCGAACGAUAUUCACGGUAAGCUGGUGCUACCUCUCCGGAAACUGGUGGAGCCAGCUCUUCCAAGCCGGUCGUGGUUCUCCAACGACGCCUCGUGCGCACGGUUCACGACGCACUUCGCCCGCUCCGGUAGUCUACCGGCCGCGCGGCUGGCGUCCUUCUUCCGCUCCGGAAACACGUGGAGUCGCUACUUGCUGGAGGCUGCGACCGGGUUCUUCACGUGCGGCGCGACGUGGGAGGGCGAGAUGCUCAACAGCCCACCGACCGGCCGCCUGUCAUCCAUCGUCGAGCUGCGCAGUCAGCUGGCCAACUCGAGUGGCGCUGCGGGCGCCUCCCCCGAGCUGCGUGACUCCGGCUUCGCUGGAGAGGCGCUAUCGCCGAUGAGUCGCGCCUGCCUCGUGGGCAAGACGCACGCCUUCGCGCCUCACUGGCGCAGCGACGGCUCGACCGCGGCCGACGACGGCGGCGAGCGCUACCCGCUGCCGGCCGUGCUGCUCGUGCGCGACCCGUUCCGGGCGCUUAUCUCCCUGCGCCACUACCACGAGCGCUCGAGCGGGCUGGUCGCUCGCAGCCGCGCGACCGACGCUGCCUUCGCGGGCGGAAACUGGACCCGCUUUGUGGAGCGCUACAGCCAGUUCUGGUUCGAGCUGGCGGAAGACUGGGCCACAGGGCCUCGCGACACGUUGCUCGUGGCUUACGAGAGGCUGGAGGCCAACCCGGCGCACGAGCUGGACCGGAUGCUGCGCUUUCUCGGUGUGACCCCGUCGUUGGAGCGGCUUCGCUGCGUGCUGAAGCACGUGGAGGGUGGCUUCCACAACCGGGACCAUCCAAUCGUGCCGGACGACAAGGUGUACACCCGCCCGAUGAUGGAGGCCGUGUGGUGGCGCAUUCUGGAGCUCAACAAACUGCUCACGGCGCGCGGCUAUCGGCGGUUGCCCGUGGAGAAGUACGCGUUCUUCUAUGACGUCUGAUACGUGCGACGAUGCCUCGCCUGAGCGCAGGGCGUUCAGAAUCCAGCUGUUGCCCAGGAAUGUGCCCUAUCUGAUGUGUGUCAUACGCCUGCUGUCGCAUUUAUGAAAUUGUGGUGCGCAUGAUCCCAGCGGGCUCUCCAGCUAGACACUGAUGCGUUGCGUGGUGUUAGACGCUGUCUUCGGUGCCAGAAAUGUCCGGCCGUCAUCGCUGCCUGUUGGCUUGGGGUGCACCGACCAGUCUAGAUAAUGCACAGUAAAUGCUAACGACGGCAGCGAAAUCUUCUAAGUGAAAAUCUGAGCUUGACGGAGCGCGCCACGUGAUGACGCGAUUUAGGGAUGAUUUGGCAGCAAUUGACUCACAAUGGGCUCUAAUGCUGCGAUCAGCUUAAGGUUCAUUAGUGGUUCGUCACUGCCGGUGCGUGGAAUUGUACUAGCGCAUUUGCUUGCGAACGUAACUGCUAGUUGCGAGCGUCUUUUGGUGUCAUCGAGUAUUAGCGAUGAUGUUUUCGAAGACCUGCGAGGUGCAAUGAGAUGUGUGAUUUGCUCUAUGGCUUCCUGGUCUACCACUGACAGUUCCGUUGCUUCUGUCCGCCGGAACCAACUACGGCAGAUUGUCGGAACGGAUGUGCUCUAUUGUCACGCAGAACGAGCAAGUGCGUUCUGCAAAUUUGUUUACCUAUUCGUGAGCUGAAGAACGUAUAAAAUCCUUCAUCAGUCAUGUUGUAUACAAAACAUAAAUGUCCUGCUUUCAUGGUACAGCACUAGUGAAAGAGGCGAUGGAAAAGGAGUUUGUGUCCGUC